GCGUCCAGUCGGACGCCAUUUUGUCAGGUUUCAGCAGCGGUGCUCGGGGUAUCCUGCUGGCCGCUGGCUGGAACCUGUUGCUCUGGAGUUCCGUGUUGUGCAAUGGACGGCAGUGUCCACCAAGAUAUAACAGUUGGUACUAAGAGAGGAUCUGACGAGCUUUUCUCCAGCGUCUCUAACGGCCCGUAUAUCAUGAGCACCACAGCCAAUGGCAACGACAAUAAGAAGUUCAAAGGUGACAUAAGAGGUCCCGGGGUGCCGUCCAGGGUCAUCCACAUCCGCAAGCUUCCCAACGACAUCACAGAGACUGAGGUGAUCAGCCUCGGUCUGCCUUUCGGAGACGUCACCAACCUGCUGAUGCUCAAAGCCAAGAACCAGGCCUUCUUAGAGAUGAACUCCGAGGAAGCAGCUCAGAACAUGGUGGGUUAUUACUCCACAGUGAUGCCCAUCAUCAGGCACCACCCAGUAUUUGUCCAGUUUUCCAACCACAAGGAGCUCAAGACUGACAACUCCCCCAACCAGGAGAGGGCCCAGGCAGCUCUUCGGGCCCUCAGUACGUCUCACGUGGACACUGCUGUGACGGCUCCGAGCUCUGUGCUGAGGGUUGUGGUGGAGAACCUGGUCUACCCUGUCUCACUGGACGCCCUCUGCCAGAUUUUCUCAAAGUUUGGCACCGUGCUGAGGAUCAUCGUCUUCACCAAAAACAGUCAGUUCCAGGCUCUGCUGCAGUACGCUGACGGAGCGUCUGCCCAGGCAGCUAAACUGUCUCUGGACGGACAGAACAUCUACAACGGCUGCUGCACUCUGAGGAUCAGCUUCUCCAAACUGACCAGCCUCAACGUCAAAUACAACAACGAAAAGAGCCGCGACUUCACCAGACCUGACCUGCCCUCCGGAGACAGCCAGCCCGCCAUGGAGCACCCGGCCAUGGCUACAGCCUUCACUCCAGGUAUCAUCUCCGCUGCUCCGUACGCAGGUGCGACUCACGCCUUCCCCCCGGCCUUCACCAUCCAGCCUGCAGUGUCCCUCCCCUAUCCAGGCCUGUCGGUCCCCGCCCUGCCCGGAGGCCUGGCCUCUCUGUCCCUCCCCGGGGCCACCAGGCUGGGAUUCCCCCCCCUGCCUGCUGGAGUCUGUGUCCUGCUGAUCAGCAACCUCAACCCCGAGAGAGUUACGCCCCACUGCCUCUUUAUUCUCUUCGGUGUUUACGGUGACGUGAUGAGAGUGAAGAUUCUCUUCAACAAGAAGGAGAACGCUCUGGUUCAGAUGUCUGACAGCACACAGGCUCAGCUAGCCAUGAGCCACCUCAGUGGCCAGAAGCUGCAUGGGAAGCCUCUGCGCAUCACGCUGUCCAAACACACCAGCGUCCAGCUGCCCCGGGAAGGCCACGAGGACCAGGGCUUGACCAAAGACUACAGCAACUCCCCCCUGCACCGCUUCAAGAAGCCCGGCUCCAAAAACUACUCCAACAUCUUCCCACCUUCUGCCACACUACACCUGUCCAACAUCCCCCCCUCUGUGGUUGAAGACGACCUCAGGAUGUUGUUUUCCAGCUCAGGAGCUGUGGUCAAGGCCUUCAAGUUUUUCCAGAAGGACCACAAGAUGGCCCUGAUCCAGAUGGGCUCGGUGGAGGAGGCCAUCGAGUGCCUCAUCCAGUUCCACAACCACGACCUGGGAGAGAACCACCACCUGCGGGUCUCCUUCUCCAAGUCCUCCAUCUGAGCCUCAGACUUCACCAUCUGAACCCGACUCGAUGGUGUCCACUACACUCCGAUCAUUCCACCGCAUGCCUGCAGAAACCAUCGCGAAGUCUGGUGUAACGUUAAAUUAUUUUUUAUAGAAGUUGUUUUGUGGUCCUUAGCCUGCACGGAGGAUUAGAUCAGAGAAAACUGGAGCAAGUCUGAAUCCUGCGUUUAAUCUCAGAAGUCCGGGAAUAAAGUCAGUAUUCUGAGAGUGUCAGCAUUGUUGGAAUAAGCCGGAAUUGUCAGAUUAUUGUCGGGAUUCGCACUGCAGUCGUGUUCUUGUGUUUGUGUCCGCAUGAUUUGAAGUCGAUACCUUUUAGCCUCUCUUGCCUUUUCACUUCAGUCCCAGAAUUAAGGCACUGAAGUCAGCCUUCUAAAUUUGUCCUCUGGAGCUUCGGACUUUAGCAACUGAAAAUGUGUUCUUUAAUCUGAGACUCCCGGACGUUUUCCUGUGCUCAGAAUCCUUGUGUCUUUAAAUGAUCAGCUCUGACCAGGUGUGCUGUGAGCCCGGGCCUCGACGAGAGGGGCUCGCCGUCAGACCGUGACCCUGUGCCUUAGUCCUCACAUCUCUGCAAAGAGCAGGUUUACAGCUGAUGAAAGGUUUACUGUCGCUGAGAUGUUUGACAGAUGUAUCUGUAUUCUCUGUGUGUUUUAUUGGUGUUGUUUUCCAGUCCUUUGUUAGUGUUUUGUACUGCUGGUUACUGUAGCGUCGAACAUGUGAACUGAUCCUGUUUUAGCGGGUUUGCUGGGUCUUUGCUCUUAGAUGAAAUUUUCGUUAUUUCUGUUCCUUUUUGAUUUCUUUAUUUCCAUGUAUGCAAUCACAUUUUAUUCAAAUCAAAUAUCGUAGCAAUAUUUUAAUCAUUCCUGAACUUCUGUUUGCUGGGUCUGCGGGCGUCUCGGCGAGCUCGGCGGCUCUUCCUGCCGCUGCGCUGCCUUUUACGCUCCGCAGACGGAGGUUGUUUAGUUUCGUCGAUGUUCUGUUGGACUUGUGAAUCAUGAUGUUGCUCGCCUUGCUUCUCUGAACGGUUUUAUUUAUAAGUUUGUGAUCCACUACAGCUGAAACCAAAAACGGCCUUCAAGAUGCAAACAAAUCCGCCUGCCUCAGGUUUUCUGGUUUUAAGGACUAAACUAAGAUAAGCAUACGGUGAACUGGUUCAGGCUUUGUUGGUGUUUUCCUGUGGGAAUGUUUUUAUUCAUUUCUCGACCACUUCGCUGGAUUCAGCCCACCGGUGCGACUCGGUCUAUUGCAAAACCAGAUGUAACGUGGAGUGCCUUGAACGCAGCGCUGAGUCGUACAUCAGGUAUUAAUUCCUCUUAACUCUGAGAUGAAAGUUUGACGGAGAAGAAGCCCCGCAGGCGUCAGAAAUGUCAUGAAACCAGAAGAUGCUGGUUUGGUUUAUCUGUGUGUCUUAAUAUCAUUACAGCGACAUUCCAGCUGCUCAGACGUCCACCUGAACCUCGGAGUGGCUGCAGGUCAUUACAGGUGUGGUGCAUUCAUGACUCCUGGGACAAACAACUGCUGUUUCCCAGUUCAGGCUCUUCCUCCUUCAUUUCCAGGCUAUACAGAAGUCCUGACUCAGUCCAGGGGUUCAGACGUUUGCCGCCUUCUGCCUGAACUCGAUUCAGCACUCUUUAGAGACACCUGCUUCAGUCUGAACACACCUGAGUGAUCUCUGUCACAGCUGUCACGGUGAGAACAGGUGUGUUCUGCCACGUGUCUUUAUCAGAUGAAGUGGACCAAUGAAUAAACUCCUGCGGGAGGUAAAUAAUAGUUUUGUUUCUGAUCCUCACAGAAGUUCCUUUAAGUUCAGUAGCUACAUCAGACACAGUGUUUUUUCCCAGGUGACCUGAAUGCAUCACAGCCCCUUGGUGUCAGGUGAGAUGGGCGAGGCAGGACUGGGACCAGUGAGUCUGUAACAGGUGGAGGGAGGGUGGGGGAGGUGUUCAACUGUACAUACGUGUUUUAUAUCACAGUUAGGUGUCUGAGAGCUGAUUGUUGGUUUUAUAUCUGAUGAAACGUGUAUAUUUUGAUUCAAGUGUGCGACCGGUUCUGAGCCUUACUGUGUCACAAAGGAAAAAAAAACAGAUUAAAUCACUUUUUAUCAAAA
Molecule: messenger RNA, 3847 nt
Organism: Scatophagus argus
Lineage: Eukaryota; Metazoa; Chordata; Actinopteri; Scatophagidae
Gene: ptbp1b
Product: polypyrimidine tract binding protein 1b
Exons: 15
Coding region: 103-1719 (538 amino acids)
Biological process (GO): regulation of RNA splicing; mRNA processing; regulation of cell differentiation
Cellular component (GO): nucleus
Molecular function (GO): mRNA binding
Source: RefSeq, a predicted model, not a curated record